CCACAUCAGCGGUCUGAGCGGCUCCAUGUUGGAUCUGCCUGCUCUUAGAAAUACAUUGGUGCUCUGUCAAUCCGUCUGUCUGCGCGUAUUGUCUGACACACGGCCGGGCAGCCGGCUCUGCUCCCGGGCUCAGGUAGGAGGGAUGUAGCCGACAGACCGCGCUGUCACCACCAAAUAUUCCUCGGAGCUUUUUGUUCCAUAAAACCGGCGUCAUUCCCGCACUUGUGAGCGGGGCUGAGAAACCAGGUUAGAGGCGCACCUGAACAACGGAGCGAAAAGUGGCAUGCAGGCGGUGGAAGAAAUAAUUGGAUUGAGAUAACGCCUCGCAGGCAUGAUGUUCACGCUCACUGAGGUUGCAUCCCUGAAUGACAUCCAGCCGACGUACCGCAUCCUGAAGCCAUGGUGGGACGUCUUCAUGGACUACCUGGGGCUGGUCAUGCUCAUGCUGGCCAUAUUCGCCAUGACCAUGCAGAUCACCAAGGACCAGGUGGCUUGCCUUCCUUGUCUCGAGGAACCGGACGAGGCUUCGGGGGCGAAGCCUAAUUCGUUCACGCAGCAGAGUGCACAGAAUGGGGCUUCAGCAGCAGCCCCCGUAUCAACAUCCCUACCCCUAGUCACUAAGGCCAUGCCGGACGAAAUGGCCCAUGAGAUCCACGUCACACACCAAUACAAUCAACCUGAACCGACAGGGGUCAGGACCAACCUGGACUACCAACAAUAUAUCUUCAUCAACCAAAUAUGUUACCAUGUUGCCUUGCCCUGGUAUUCCAAGUACUUUCCUUACCUCACCCUCAUCCACACCAUUGUUCUCAUGGUCAGUAGCAACUUCUGGUUCAAAUACCCCAAAACCAGCUCAAAGAUUGAGCACUUUGUUUCAAUUCUAGGUAGAUGUUUUGAGUCUCCCUGGACUACGAAGGCUUUGUCUGAGACAGCUUGUGAGGACUCUGAGGAGAACAAACAGCGGUUGACAGGCACCUCCAUGGCCCAGAAACAUGUAUCUUUAGAGGGGAAGGACGAAAGCACAAAUGUGAACUCCUCCACACCCAUGAUUGGGGUGAAGUUCUCUGCAGAUAAGCCCAUCGCAGAGGUCCCGAGCUGUAUGACAAUCCUGGACAAAAAAGACGGAGAGCAGGCCAAAGCCCUGUUCGAGAAAGUACGAAAAUUUCGAGCUCAUGUGGAGGACAGUGACUUUAUCUACAAGCUUUACGUAGCGCAGACUAUCGUCAAAACGGUCAAGUUUAUUUUGAUAUUAUCCUACACUUCUACCUUUUUGGCUAAAAUACAUUUUAAGCACGAUUGUGAACCCGAUAUUAAGCAGCUAACUGGAUACCGAAAGUUCUUCUGUACUCACAACAUGGCUUUCAUGCUGAACAAGCUGCUCAUUAGCUACAUGGCUUUAAUCUUGAUCUACGGGAUGGCUUGCUUGUACUCUCUCUUCUGGGUGUUUCGAAGACCGCUCAAAGAGUACUCAUUCGAGAAGGUCCGUGAAGAGAGCAGCUUUAGUGACAUUCCUGACGUCAAAAAUGACUUUGCAUUCCUCUUACACAUGGUUGACCAGUAUGACCAACUCUACUCCAAACGCUUUGGGGUCUUCUUGUCCGAGGUCAGUGAAAACAAGCUGAGGGAGAUCAGCCUUAAUCACGAGUGGACCGUUGAAAAACUGAGGCAGCUUGUGAUCCGUAACGCAAUGGACCAGCAGGAGCUGCACCUUUUCAUGCUCUCUGGUCUUCCCAAUGCGGUGUUUGACCUAACGGACCUGGAAGUGCUGAAACUGGAGCUCAUUCCUGAUGUGAGAUUCUCUGCGAAGGUCUCCCAAAUGAGCAGUCUACUGGAGCUGCAUCUCCUGCACUGUCCGGCCAAAGUAGAGCAAAACGGCUUUGCUUUCCUCCGGGAUCAUCUCCGCUGCCUUCACGUCAAGUUCACUGAUGUUGCAGAGAUCCCGGGGUGGGUGUACUUGCUGAGGAGUUUGAGGGAGCUCAACCUCAUCGGCAACUUGAGCUCUGAAAAUAACAAAAUGAUCGGGCUAGAGUCCAUGCGAGAUUUGAGGCAUUUAAAGACAUUAUGCUUGAAGAGCAACCUCACAAAAAUGCCCACAAACAUAACAGAGCUUUCACCACAUCUGAUUAAGCUAGUGGUGCACAAUGAUGGUACUAAACUUGUGGUACUGAAUAGUCUGAAAAAGAUGACAAAUCUAAUUGAACUGGAGCUGCACACGUGCGAACUCGAGAGGAUUCCCCACGCUAUUUUCAGCUUGACCAACCUGCAGGAGCUCGACCUUAAAUCGAACAACAUCCGAACCAUAGAAGAGAUCAUCAGCUUCCAGCACCUCAAGAGGCUGACGUGCCUCAAACUGUGGCACAACAAAAUCAUCACCAUCCCUUCCUCCAUCGCCCAAGUCAAGUCUCUGGAGUCUCUCCACCUGUCCCACAAUAAACUGGAGACCCUGCCCCCGGCCCUGUUCACGCUCCCUAAGCUGCGGCACUUGGAUGUGGGCCACAACUCCAUCACAGUGCUCCCUCCGGACGUGGGCCUCCUCCACAAUCUCCAGCACUUAGCCAUCAACUCCAACAAGCUGGAGGUGCUGCCCAAGCCUCUGUUCAGAUGCACCAAGCUCAAGGCGCUGUGUUUGGGGAACAACGCGCUCACCGUGCUGCCGGAGACGGUGGGUCAGCUGGUGCAGCUCAAUCAGCUGGAGCUGAGAGGAAACUGCCUGGACAGACUGCCUGUGCAGCUGGGAAACUGCCGCCUGCUGCGUAAAAGCGGCCUUGUGGUGGAGGACCAUCUCUUUGAAGCACUGCCUGUGGAAGUGAAGGAGAACAUCAGCAGAGAGAACAACGUGUCGUUUACCAGUGGCUUAUAGCACACAAAGCAUGACAAGCUUGCAUAAUGGAUGUACGAGUAAAUUCUUAAUGUGUGUUCACACCGGACGCGAAGCAAAUCUUUUGUGCGUCGUGAUUACAUGUUAAAUCAGUGAGCACACUUGCAAAAGCAUUAAUUAGGUUUUUACUAACCAAUAUCAGUAUAUUGUUAUUACUGCGUCAUUUUGAUACGUCUAUUUAAAUUAAAUCAAGGCAAAAUAUGUUAAUUUCGUUGUUGUUGGUAACUACAUGAAGAUAAGCCCCGCCUCCUCGCCAGUGGUAUAGUUUGAGUAACGCUAGUAAACACAAAUGAUGCUGCGGUCAAACUCGCAAGAGUAACGUGAUGCGGUUCUUCGCUUGGCGUCCGGUGUGAAUGCAUAUAUAUAUAUAUAUAUAUACAUCGUGA
Messenger RNA from Trematomus bernacchii (emerald rockcod), 3264 nucleotides. It is a transcript of the gene lrrc8da, whose product is annotated as leucine rich repeat containing 8 VRAC subunit Da. The coding region runs from base 332 to 2860 and encodes 842 amino acids. The record is from RefSeq and is a predicted model, not a curated record. NCBI's taxonomy places the organism in Eukaryota, Metazoa, Chordata, Actinopteri, Perciformes, Nototheniidae. The transcript is spliced from 2 exons. Gene Ontology annotation, molecular function: protein binding.